AGGUCCAUUUUGUGUGGAAAUAAGUGAUUCCCAGAGGACUGUCCCAAUGACAGAGCUGUCUGCGCAUUUACCCCAGUUUCAGCAUGGGCAGCUGACAGAAAACUUCCCUGAUACCCACCUCAGCAACACUGUGAGAGAUUAAUUUUUAUUGAAGACUUCUGCCAGAUUUAAAAGACAGAGCUCAGUGAUAAGCUGUGGGCUCACCACUGUUACAGGUGUUACUGACUUUUUAGCUUCAGAGUUUUCACUUUUAACUAUGUCUGAGGAAAGUGAAGAGUCUGUUCCUUUGCUUCCACUUCAGCAAGAGUCCAUGGCCUCUGCUCUGUUUAAUACUGAUCAGAAUGACAACAGUGAAAGACGUCGCCAUGAUAAUAGUGAGCGCAGAAGAAACGACAAUGCCGAGUCUGAGACUAAUGGGCAGCCACAGAACAACGUUCAGCAGGUGGUGGAGCAAGAUGAAGAAGAAGAUGAAGAGUUAACACUGAAAUAUGGGGCAAAACAUGUGAUUAUGCUGUUUGUGCCUGUCACGCUUUGCAUGGUGGUUGUUGUUGCAACUAUCAAGUCUGUCAGCUUUUAUACACGCAAGGAUGGACAGCUCAUCUACACUCCUUUCACAGAAGAGACAGAGACAGUAGGACAGAGAGCCCUGAAUUCUAUUCUCAAUGCAGCCAUCAUGAUCAGCGUCAUCAUCGUCAUGACCAUCCUCCUGGUUGUGCUUUACAAAUACAGGUGCUACAAGGUGAUUCAUGGUUGGCUUAUCAUUUCUUCUCUUUUGCUGCUUUUCUUUUUCUCAUUCAUCUACCUGGGCGAGGUUUUUAAGACGUACAAUGUUGCCAUGGACUACAUUACAGUGGCACUCAUGAUUUGGAACUUCGGUGUUGUGGGAAUGAUUUGUAUCCAUUGGAAGGGUCCACUUCGGCUCCAGCAGGCAUAUCUCAUUAUGAUAAGCGCUCUCAUGGCCUUGGUGUUCAUUAAAUACCUUCCUGAAUGGACUGCAUGGCUCAUCCUGGCUGUCAUUUCAGUGUAUGAUUUGGUUGCUGUCCUGUGUCCUAAAGGUCCCCUUCGCAUGUUAGUUGAAACAGCUCAAGAGAGAAAUGAAACUCUCUUUCCAGCACUUAUUUACUCUUCAACGAUGAUAUGGCUUGUGAACAUGGCUGAGGAGGAUCCAGAAGCCCAACGGAAAUCCAAACACUCCAGUUAUGAUAAGCAAGCUCCAGCAAGCCGGCCCCAGAAUCAAGAUGCUGAAGCAGAUGAUGGCGGCUUUAGUCAGGAAUGGCAGCAACAAAGGGACAACAGAAUAGGACCCAUUGAAUCAACACCUGAAUCACGAGCUGCUGUUCAGGCUCUACCCAGUAACUCUCAAACAAGUGAAGACCCUGAAGAACGAGGAGUAAAGCUCGGUUUAGGAGACUUCAUUUUCUACAGUGUCCUCGUUGGCAAAGCCUCUGCAACAGCAAGCGGGGACUGGAAUACAACUUUAGCAUGUUUUGUAGCCAUAUUAAUUGGUCUGUGCCUUACACUUCUGCUUCUUGCCAUCUUUAAGAAGGCCUUACCAGCUCUUCCAAUCUCCAUAACCUUUGGGCUAGUUUUUUACUUUGCUACAGAUAACUUGGUGCAACCCUUUAUGGACCAGCUAGCAUUUCAUCAGUUUUAUAUCUAGCAGACAUGAUGCGGAAAUGGAUAUUUGUAGCAAAUCUAGGAAGGACGAGGAAAAAUGGGUUUUUGCUCAGUUCUCAAGCGAGACUGAAGUCAAAUACUCCAGAUUCCAAGGCGGAAUCAUUACAGCUUCCUCCGAUGGUGGUUUUUGGUUUGCUUUUUUUCCUGAGACAACUGCUGCACUGGGCACCAUAUGAGUUUUCCUGUGUGAAAGUGGCUUCUUCCUGAUGGCCAGUCUAAGCCAGGUGCUGUUAUAUCAGAGGUCAUCUGAUAUACAUAUCUCUGGUAAGGACCACCUGUGUGAAAAUUGCUAAUGCUUCCACCAGCAAUGUGAUCUCUUACCACAGGCUGAUUGUUUUCACAGCGCUGAGGGUGCUGAGGACUUCCUUGAUGUUAACAGAGGAAGCUGACAAAUCACAUGGAACUUGUCCCUGUAACUGCUUGAAGAGAGAGAACCCAAUCUGGACUUCUUCAGCAGUGAUAUUUUGACAGUGGAGUCCCGACUGUGUAACAGGAAAGGACUUCGUAGCAAUUCGACAAAGGGAGAAAGUACUGUCACUCUAAGAGUGCUCCAUGACUUCAUAGCCUCUGUGCCUGAGUGUGUUUGGUUUAGUAAAUUUAAAAGCUUCUUUUUUUUUUUUUUUUUUUUUUUCCCCUCACUGGAACUAGAGCCUCUUCUCAGUUUUAAUACUUUGUGUUCUCGAGCAUGGAGUGCACCUUCUGUACACCUCCUCCAGUUUAUGUAGCUGCUUAGACUUGGACUGAAUUAUUUGGCAGUAGAGGACCAUAAGGUUCUAAAUUGGAUCUUAUAUUUUAAAAGGUUAAUAAACUACAUUAAAAAGCAGUUUUGGGACUUACUCUUUGGGCUCUUGCAAAUCGUUUUGCUAGAACACCAUUUCAAACCCUGCAUUUGAAAAUAGUCACUAACAGCACGGACUGCAUCACUGGUGGAUGUUCCUUCUGUUGGCAUUCUUAUGAAGUAAGUAGGCGUUUGCAGCAAUCCCAGAUGGAGUUUAGCUUGCCAGAUCUAGAGAUUGAAGUGCUAUUAGGAGCUCUUUGCAUCACUGAAAUUCUUGGUCAUCAAAAACAUGGUUUAGAGUUCUGUUGACCUGAGUAUUGGUCACUCAGCUGUCUAACACCUCCAGCUGGCAAGGAUUUUUUUUUGUGCAGUAUCUUUAUUAGUGAGGAUACUUAAGUUAAGUGAGAGAUUGCUUAGUGUCACUAAGGAGCAAAUGUUAUGAGCCUCUUCACUUUAAUUACCUCUCUCGUGAAGAACUGGUGAUUUGGCAAAAUGAAGGACAAUUCAAUAUCGCUGAAAAGAAAAUAGGAGAUUUUGAUCUUCCUAUGAGAAGAGUCUGUUUGAACCUUAAAAUGGCUAAACUCUGUGAUUUCUUCUUCAUUUGAAAGAACUCAUUUAUGAAUAAACUGCUUGGAAAUGAGACGGCUGAGAUGAAGUUGGUUUUGCCAUAAAUCCUUACUGUGUACAAGUAACGUUUUUUCUUGGGAACCAUAGGGAGUGCAUGGGCAUUCUGUUUUACUUGCAUCUUGAUACUGGAGUCUUUGCCAAGUAGAGCAACUGUCAAAAUCAUGACACUAGCUCCUUUUACCUUUUUUUCCUGGGGUUUUGUUUCAGUGCCUAUAGAUUCAUAGGACUGAAACAUUAGAGAUGCUCACCAACCAUUGCCCAUGUAAAGAAAGAAGGGCUAUGAUGUAUAAUUCUGCUUUAAAACUAAGAAAGGCUUUCCUUGAUCGUCCUUGUUAAUGUGUUUUCCAGUAUUACUUGUUAACUGUAGUGUUAGCAUUUACAUUUUCAUAAAAUACAAAAUACAUUGUCUUGUCUCAUCUAAAGUACUUUUAUUCAUCUCAUUUGUGUGCUGAUUCCAUGUGGAUAGCAUUAAUAAACCAACUAUAUCAAAA
Messenger RNA from Hirundo rustica (Barn swallow), 3573 nucleotides. RefSeq names its product presenilin 1 (gene PSEN1). Gene Ontology annotation, molecular function: aspartic endopeptidase activity, intramembrane cleaving; beta-catenin binding; cadherin binding. Gene Ontology annotation, biological process: intracellular signal transduction; smooth endoplasmic reticulum calcium ion homeostasis; negative regulation of apoptotic process. The record is from RefSeq and is a predicted model, not a curated record. NCBI's taxonomy places the organism in Eukaryota, Metazoa, Chordata, Aves, Passeriformes, Hirundinidae. Bases 257 to 1660 code for a protein of 467 amino acids. Gene Ontology annotation, cellular component: neuronal cell body; ciliary rootlet; perinuclear region of cytoplasm. The transcript is spliced from 12 exons.